Messenger RNA from Lethenteron reissneri (Far Eastern brook lamprey), 10314 nucleotides. Its product is annotated as la-related protein 4-like. Gene Ontology annotation, molecular function: mRNA 3'-UTR binding. Lineage: Eukaryota; Metazoa; Chordata; Hyperoartia; Petromyzontiformes; Petromyzontidae. Gene Ontology annotation, biological process: positive regulation of translation. Gene Ontology annotation, cellular component: cytoplasmic stress granule; cytosol. The record is from RefSeq and is a predicted model, not a curated record.
CUUACCAUCGCCCCUCCCCCUCCUCCUCACAGCCCCGCCCCUCUGCUCGAGCCCGCCUCGUGCCCGUCCGUUGAGAGCGCGGAGGGAGCGAGUGGAGAGCGGCGGCGCUCCUCUUCUUCACCUUCUCGCUACUCGGGUGUUAGAAGACUAAAAGGGCCAAAAUGACAUCGGACCGGGACAGUGAAGUCGUGGCUGAAACUGCCCAAGGAUCCACGUUGCCGGUUACAUCAGAUGGCGUGAUGUUGAAUCCAAACGCUGAAGCUUGGCAUAAUCCCAUGGAGGAGGCGGUGGGAGGGAUGGAUGGUGGAAGUGAUGGAGUUGCAGUGGUGGAGCUGGACGGUGGUGGCUGCACCAAGGAUGGAGCUUUAAAGGAAACCAUCCCAGCAUGUGCGAUCGCGGUCUAUGCACGGAUGAAUGGCAAUGGCGGAACGGAGACACCAACGGCGGGUGCGGACGUGCAGUCUCAUCUUCACGCCGAGCCAGAGGAAGCCCAGUCCGUGGCCGUUAUCCCACCGGGCGAACCCGACGGCCCCAUCGAUGAGCCUCAGGUCGCGACUGCUGAGCAGCAGCAGGAUCCCCGUUCCAGUUCCCAAGAACCGCCUUCCAAUCCGGCGCCGCUCGCUCCGGCCUCAACGCAGAGCCCACUGGCCGAGAGCUCAUCCCCGGUCACUGGCACCGUCACCGCGCCACCCGAAACCCCGUGUCCCACCGCCAGCGCCACUGGCGACUUGCCUUUCGAGACGCAGGCCGCUGUGGCUCGCGAGCCGCACGGCGACGCUGCUGGUGUCGUUGGGGAGGUUCGGUUGGCGUUGGCAGCAGAGCCCGCGGAUGCCUUGGCCACGGAGGCGCCAGCCUUGAACGGAGAGGUGGUUUUGCCGGUGGCGGCGGCGGCGGCACCGCAGGAGCCUUUCCCCGGAGAGUACGAAGCCUUGCAAAAGAUAACGCAAAUUGGUGGAUCCGAACUACAAGAAAGUAACACUAUGAGUCCAGAGGAGCUGAAGGAAGUCCUGAAAAAGCAACUGGAAUACUACUUUUCAAGAGAGAACCUGGCAAACGACCUGUACCUGGUGUCCCAGAUGGACAGUGACCAGUAUGUCCCCAUCUGGACCAUUGCCAACUUUAACCAAGUCAAGCGGCUCACCUCCGACCUGCAACUCAUCGUAGACACACUCAAGUCAUCUGCCCUGGUGCAUGUGGAUGAGAAGGGUGAGAGGGUAAGGCCGAAUCAAAAGCGCUGCAUUGUGAUCCUGAGAGAGGUUCCCGCGAGCACGCCUGUGGAGGAGGUUGAGAAGCUGUUCACCAACGGCAACUGCGGACGGUUCGUGAGCUGCGAGUUUGCCCACAAUGACAGCUGGUACAUCACGUUUGAGACAGACGCCGACGCUCAGCAGGCUUACAAGUAUCUGAGGGAAGAUGCAAAAACAUUUCUGGGAAAACCCAUUAUGGCACGGAUAAAGGCCAAGCCCAUGGCCAUGAAUGUCUUCAUGCCGAAGAACGGGCUGCGCUCGGCGGAGGGAGGUGGCGUAGCGGGUGGCGGUGGGGCAAUUUAUGCGCAGCAACAGCAGCAGCACCAGCAGCACCAGCAACAGCAGCAGUAUGCGCCGACCAUGUACAUGCAGCCUGUGUACGCCCCACCUCCGGCACCGCCACCCCCCACUCAACAGCAGCAGCAGCAGUACCCGCUCUACAGCGUGCUGCCCCAGCCCUGGUCGGCCACACCGCAGGGAUAUUUCGACACCGCAUCUCUGGCGCAGGCGACGCAGGCACCACCUGUUUACAGGGGCGACGUGUCUGUGGAUGCGUGGUUGCAUGUGCAGGCUUUUCAGAAUGCGACCUUCCUGAAUGGGUUCUCAGCGCCCGGCCACUACAAGCACGGAAACUCGCUGCCUCACAGGCAUUUCUCCAGCAGGGGCAGGGGCGGCGGUGGCGGCGGUGGUGGUGCCAAGUCACACAUGAGGAGCCACAUCGACAAGUUGUCGUCCUCCUUCUCCGAUAGCAGCGGGGGCAGCACCGCCACGGCGCUGGCCUCGUCCACCUCUCACUUCACGCAGGACCGGGCGCCGCUUGCCAACGGGGGGGACGGGCGCGGCGUGCCGCCCCAGCGAAGGCCCCUUAGCGCCGGCGGCGGCAGCGCCGUCUUGGCCGCCGUGGGCGGCGGAGUCGGUGGCGUCGGCAGUGGCCACCGCGCCAGCUCGGAGGGCGGCUACAGAUCUGGGGCAGAGCCGCACUACCGGGCAGUUUACGAGCCGAUAGCACGCACAAAGUCGGAGACAUCCUACCCGCGGAGAGAUGAGCCCUCGCCUUCACGCCGAACGGAAAUAGACCUCGUAGACGCCAGCCUUGUGUCCGCUAGAGGAAGGAAAACUUUCAGAGGGAGAAGACGGCGGGAAGAUGACAGGACCAGCGUCACCCCCCAGGCCUCGGCAGAGCCGAACCAGCCGGUGCCACCGCUACUGGCUGCUGCUGCUGCUGUAACAGCGACGACGUCAACGGCGGCGCCACCGCUGCCGCCUCCCCCCCCGCCGCCCCUGCCAGCGCCGUGCGCCAAGCUGCUGGAGCUGGUGCCGUCGGAUUUCCCCCCCUUGCCGGGUAGUGCCCUGGCAGCGCCGGGGGCCGCGGCGCCGUGCGUGCGAGAGGGCGGCCGGCACGAGAGCCGCAUGGCGGACGUGGUGCGCUCCGGCAUCGGCAAGGGCGGGAGCGUGAACGGCGCAGCGGUGGUCGUCGCGGCCAAGGUGCCUCCGGCCCAGCCUCCCUCCGUGGCCCCUGUCUCUCUGCCCCCCAAGCCUCAGAGCCCCUCCCCGUCGCCACGUGUCACAUUUGGCAGUAGUGAAAGCUGCGUCUCCAGGGAGAGUGUCCUUCCUGGGCCCCCUCACCUCCAGGAGGCUUCCCCACCGGUCAUCGGCUCAAGCCCGAGUUCAGCCCCUGCAGUGUCUCAGAGCAAACACAGCACCAGCACGACUGAACCAAAGAAGCUGAGUUAUGCCGAAAUUUGCCAGAGGCCUCCCAAAGAACCGCCUCCCAUGCCUCCACCUUCAAGCGCCAGCAACGGUGUAUCGGCGGCGGCGGCCCCAGGAGAUGGGGAGGACUGGGAGAAUGGCGUGGAUGCGCACGGCGGCGCCACGACGCCGCAGGGUGGCAGCACCGCCACGGGGCCUCAGGGCGGUGGCACGACGGGCCCCGGGCCGGCAGAGAAGUGGAGGGGGCGGGACACGCAUACGCGACGGCCGCCGCCCGCUUCGUCCCGUCGGUACUCUCCACCCGCGGCGCAUGGGGCCGCGCGGCGGCCGUACAGAGGUGGCUACCACAGCGGACCUUUCAGGCCUUACGUGGCGCAGGCCCGGACCCCGCAGUGAGGGCUCUGGCUGAAGAGAGGAGUCCGAUGCCGGUGGCCUCCAUUGGUGGGGGUCUUUGCAAAUCUGAAGGGACCCCAUUAACAUUGAGACUCUUAACACUUGAGAGAGAGAGAGAGAGCAAUGUACGGAGCACAGAGACAAGUGAAAGCAACUUGUAAACCUCUUCUUAAUCUCCCUAAAACACCACAAUGAGCCAUAUGGGACCUACAGAAUGAUGUGGAUCUAUGGAGUAAGCAAAUAACUGUGAAGCAAGAUCGCUGACAUUUCGAUCUCCAAGGAAGAAAUGCGACUUUGCUGUUUAGUCAGACAUUGUGCGCUUGAAGAAAGCCUCUUGAUUUCUUCGGGCUCUUAGACACAAUGCACGAGUAAAUUGCAGCGCUGUUUUGUACAUGUGCAGGAGGGAGGCUGUGGUCUCGAGGAACCUAUUGCAAGCAAGGAGGGGGAGGGGUUGGUGGGGGGGAGGCAGUGUGUGCUUGAUGGACGUGGUGGGUGGCCCUGUCGAGAGAAACUCGCAACACUGCCACUCGGUGAGCCGCAAUGCUGGCAGGCGAGAGACGUUCAAUACAAUCAUCCGGACGUCUCCUGGAAGAGUGUAGUGUAUAUGUAAGCACACUAGCUAUGUACCAAAAGCCAUUAACUGCUUUUGGGGGGUGGGUGUUUGUGACCUGUGAUGUACAAAAAAUGAAUUCCCUUAAUGCGAAGUGUGAACAUAGUUGUAUUUUUGCGCUACUGUACAGACACCUUAAUUGAUUUGCUUAGAAGACAAUUUUUCCGUGAAAGCUUUGCGAGUUGUCACCUUCCAGCGUGUCCCCUCCGUCGUGCCGUCUCUGGGCAGAUUGGCGUACGCACAGGGUUUCAGGUGAAUAUUGUUUCUUCAGUUCAGGAAUCGGGAGGUUUUGGCCUGGUAGCUACUGUAAAGACAUGGGCAUCCGGACCGUCCCAGGUGUGUCCACAGCUUCACCUGGGCUCGUGUGUCCUUUAGCACUGUCAGCUGAUCGUGCCUGAAUGCCAGUUUCUUAAAUUUCAGACACGCUUGUGUUGCUGCAUCAAUUUUCAAGAUGGCUUGGUGUUUUUUUAUUUACUUACCGUUAUAUAUCAUCGCGCUUUUGCUAUACAUCAACGUGCUUCUCUACUUCUGUGUUGCUCACUCGCCUAUGAUGGCGCUUCACAGGCGACGCUCAAGUAGUUGCUGUGCUUCUCUGCAGGCUGUCUGCGGCCAAAUGUGUAAAUGUGACCAAAGGCUUUUCAGGCACUUAGCUCAAAGGCCUGGCCUCCACGUGAGAUCCAGAUGACAAAAACCAGCUGCACUCUCUUUAGCCAGGCUAUUGAAACUAGUGGGCUCAAAGAAAACCUAAAUUAAAUAUACAUUUUUGGCUCCAGAAUUUUUGUUGAAUUUCCAUUCCGGAGGGUGCGGCAAUGUCGCUAGCGUGCGUCAUCCAGGCGCUCGCAGGAAGGGGCCUGAACGUUAGAGCGUGGGUUUUUUAAUGACGCCGAAUAUGAAAUGCUCGUAUCGGAGUGCAGUGCCUGAAGAAGGCACAAUUCCUAUUCUACGUUGUUUAUCGAACUGCGUUGAUCGUUGAUUCUAACAAAUUUACCACGAAACACAGCCCCCCCUCCUCCACCCCCUCACUAGUCUAAAUAAACGGUUGUGCACAAGAGGGUAUAUUUCACAGCUGUGAGUGAUGUCAAACAGCAACAAACUGAGUGGUUUCCCGUCAUCACCAAUAGCCUGAGAUUGACCUGACAUUUCCUGGAACGUGACGCUGUGGGGGAUUACACUGUUGUGUUUUAUUCUCGCUCUGAGGGUGAUUCUGUAGCAGGUUUCACAAUUGUGAUCACGUUGGGCUCUGCUUUUGUGUAAGAAAGACCCAACUGGGAUCGUCAAUGUCACAUUUUGGGCUCGUGAUGUAGCCUUUAUGUUUUUAUAGUUUGACCGUUGUGUACCGUAUUCCCUCGCUGUUCGUGUGGAAUACGCUCCGGAGAUGCUCGUGAAUACAACAUUUCGGGGAUACUAAUAAUUAUUGGCCUACGAAAACCUAUCUUUUAAAAAAUACAUAAAUAAGCUAUUAAAUACGUGAAAAAAAAGAAAAAAAAAUUAUUAUAUGAAAAAAUUACUUAAAUAAAAAAUAAAGUAUGAAAUAAUAGUUCAUGAAUCAACUUGCCUUAAAUUAAGAUGAUCCUGCUCAUCAUCAUUUUAUCUCUUUCUCGCACCACAUUCUCUCCCGUCACUUUAUCUCAUCGCUUUCGAUGCAGCAGUCGUGUAGAGUUCCAGAUGCGAUUUGCGGAUAGCCAAAAUAGCCAACAUCGCAGACGGCAAGUUUGUGAAUAGUGAGGGGAGACUGUAUUGUUGAACAAGCUGCAUGCAAAAAGGGAAGGUUUCCGCAGUGCAGGUGAUUACCUUGACCUUGGCAACAUGCAUUUGUUAUUUUUUUUUUAAAGGCCCUUUUUGUGUUACGAAUCUGCCUCCUCGGUGGCAAGAUAGAGCACUGGCCCUGCCGCGCGUGGACUUUUGCUCUGGGACGGUGGGGGGGGGAUUGAUAGCAGGCAUGGCGCAGAUGCUUGUGACUGAUGUCCGCGCUACAAUUGAGGAUGAGGUGUGAGAAGGUUUUAAUUUGGCGAAAGGCUUCACUGAACUCGGCGAGCUGUGGAAGCCACAUUUUAGAGAUGACAUUUGUAUUUACAUGCCAGAAUUAUAAUUGGAAAAGGAAGUUUUACAUUGAAUAUUAAUGAAUUUUUUAACAGUUGUAUUACCCUGCUUGUAUGUCAAUCAAUUACGCAUAGUCGGUGAAGGACCGGUGCGUCAGACGUGUGACCUCUUGCGACAGCAUUUCUGCUAUCCCUGCCUUGCCGGUGUCACGAGUGAUUUGUUUGAUCCACGUCUCGUGGGUAGGGGGGGGUGGGGGGGAUGACCACGGGGGCGGCGCCAUUCUUUAGAGGGUCGCAGUCCACUUACAAUGUCAACCGUCAACUGAAGUGCGCAAUUUUCUGGAGUUUGCGUGUCAAAACGGGCAACGAGUCCAAAAGGUGAUGGCCGUCUUCCCUCGAAUUGAGCUCGCGAUUGCUCCGAGACUGGUCCCGGAUGCAGUGGUGACAUUUCUCAUGUGGAACCAUUUAUUUUGCACCGUAUGUAGUCAACCGUGCUCAUCAGAGGUACAGGGGAAGAACAUACUGAACAUUAAAAGCUGUAAAGAAAGUUCGAUUUUAAGAAGGCAUCUUUGGCAUCGCAUGUGGAAAGGACUGCAGCCGAUGCAUUGUCCAGGCCUCGGCAUCGUACAACAAAACUGUCAAAACAGCACUGGUUAGACUCAAUUUGGUGCCCAGACAGACCGAACCAUUUCCGGGACUGAAUGUGGUCCAGACUGUUCAAUAUUCCUGAGGCAAUGCCGAUUUAGCAGAGUGUGAUAUCGGGUCUACAUAAUCCAACAGUGGUCUGUACAGAUCCCAGGUAGACAAAUUCCUCCAGUGCCUCGACAGUGUUGCCCUUGAUAACACGGGGUGCUUCGAGAGAGAGGUCUAGAACUCAAGUUCUGGCCUUGAGACACGGGGUCCCAUUUUCCUCGCAUUGUGCAAGUUUUGGGGGAUCGGUGUGAAUGUUUCAGGCUUCUCAAUAAACCAAGCUGCAUUAUUGGUGUAGUCGAGGUCGGUCAAGUGGUGCCGGCCAAUCCUUACUCCGAGGUCAUUGGUCACGUUUUCAAAUGAUUCAGGAAAUAGCUCGACAGAAGAGCACCGGUGCGUUGACGCAUCCUUGACGUACUCCAGAUGUAAGUGUCGAAUCGUGGUGAGAAUCCUGACCCGACACGAACCUUUGCGCUUGUGGCAGGAUGCCAGGAAUCCCAAUCCCUCUCAAGACAGACAGACCAGAUCGUGGAUCGAUCCACAGAGUCAAAAUCCGCCUUCAAAUCAAUCUAAGCGACACGGAAUAGGCAGUCGAACUCGCAGUGCAGUUCUGCAACAGUGUUUCGCAAGCAGCCUGCCCAGAAUUACUUGAGCAAAAACCUUUCCUGGUCCCGAAAGUAGGGAUUUAGGUCUCCAAUUGCUGCAUGCCAUGCAGGAUUCCUUCCCGUUGUAGAGAAGCUAUUAUACUCUCUCUCCAAUCAGCAUGUACUUUGCCGCACAUCCCGAUCUUGAUGAAAAGCUCAUGUGAACUUCUGGUGAUAGGAUGCAGAGCACCUUUCAACGGUUCUGGAGAAAUACCAUCUAGCCCAGCUGCUUAACCGUUUUUCAUUUUCAUGAGGGCAUGCUGAACUUCCUCUGGAGGGAGGUGAUGUUGACCUCCAUAUUACGCGAUGGUUGUGCCGUCAACAGUGGCUUGACCACUCCCUGUGAGUUUGACCUCGCUGACACUGGAGAUAAUGAUGUUAUAUUUGGCCAGUUGGUGUACGAUGGCCUUUCAUUGAGAGUAUCUUCCAGAUAAGUAAACGGAACAGUGCUUGCAGGUCUGGCUUGACCUUGCCACAGCUGGAAUUUCAUGCCAGUCAUCCAAGCAUUGCGUGCUCGUCGACAAUGAACACCGUUUAAAUGAGGGGCUGAAACCAGGUGCUGUAAGGUUGUCUUUUCAUUUCACACGUUUGGGUUAUCCAAAACACUCUGGCAGGGGAGGUGGAGAGUGCAGUUAAAGAGAACAGCUUUUCCGUUGAUCCAGAGAGCAGCUUCUUCUGCCGAAGGUGCUAGAGACUAUGCUGCUGCCCGAUGUCCACAGCCGUUGAGGAUGCAGGUAUCCACUUCUGCCUGUUCUGCCGUUAUGAAACUUGUCCCAGAGCCCCGUCGACUGGGGUAUCAUCCGGGUUCUCCUCACAGGCCAUCACGGCUACAGUCGUGGCCCACUGUACUUGACCCUGUGAGGUAGGGUGGGCUGCCAUUUCCCAGGUUCCACGAUGGGGAUUGGGCGGGAGGUGGACUUUGGAACGUUUGUGUGUCAAUGUUACACAAAUACCGUAGUAGCAUUUACUUUCCAAGGCAGAUUCGAAGGAGAUUUUAAUUGGUUUGCAGAAUGUCUGGAAUUAAAUGUAUUUUUACGUGGAGUUUGAAGGUUGUGUUUCCCACAUCUUGUAAGUGUCCCCUCCCAGUAAAGUACACGCAGUUAUAACCUUUUUUUUUACUUUGUGACAAUUGCAUCAAGCAAGCGCAGCACUGAACAGUUUGUGCCAGGCCUCGGUAAUCUGUGGUGGAAAAUGGUAGGAAUGUACGCAUUUGAGUUGGUCCGAAUUAGAAGGACGUAAUGCUUGUUUGGGAGAUUCGUAAACCCAUCGGCUCCAGCGCCCAUGAUAAUAUUCCCCACAACUGCUUUUUGCUAACAAUACAGAUUUCUGAAAUCUAGAGAAAGUGACGGUCAAACUAGAACUCCUUCAGAUUUCCCCUCCUCAAUUGCUUGAAGUUACAUACUUGAAGUCACAGCUUAGUCCACCUGUUGGUUGAGGUUCUUUUUUAGUAUAUCUGUGGAGCUUACCAGUGUUUACCGGGCUUAUUUUAUUUAAGGUUUAUUUACUGUCUUGCACUGGUUGAGAUUGAGUGUUACAUUGUAAAUGGAGUGGGAGGGAGCAAUGUCACAAAACCCUUGCUGGAGCCAGCAAGCCGAGGCACCAACUUGGAGCACACACGAGUUUUGGAUUCGAGCGAUUGGCAUGUCAACCGGACCGCUGGGCCAGCGAAACCCCCAAAUAUAUACCCUCAUUAGUUACGCGGAAUACUUCAGCCUCACACGCCCCCUCCCCGUUGUGUUUUCAUUAAAUAGCUCUCGUCGUGACUAGCGUAUACACUGUCUAAUGCCGUGUGAGGUUUUAUUGCCGGGGAACUUCCAUCUCUUUAGCCCCCACCCAAUUAUGCGAUUUAGAUUUGUUCGUGUCUGGCCUCCUUCCCCCCCCACCCCCCAUAACAUACAGAGAGAGAGGGACUCUGCCCCAGUGAAAUUUGCACCCAAUGCACUUGCCAUUGUGAUGGGUUCUUUUAAUGUGCACAUUUUGUGUUGCAUUUAACAUUUUAAGUUGCUGUCGCGACCAAACUUUCAUUUGUUGUUGCCGAGGGCAUGGUGUGGGCAUGGUGUUAAGAAGUGAAGGCACAGGACUUGAAACGUGGAAGCGACGCCUCUCCCCCCUGCUUUUAUUUAAAGCAAGAAAGUAUGAAAUACACUAACACACACAAUGCUUUAUUAAACCAAAGUUUUGUUUGCUGGAGAUGUGUGGUGGCAAACAAACCAUCGUGUGGCACGGUUUGGGUUGCAAUGCCACACCAGCCGUGCCUAGUUUCGUCUGAUAAAUUACACGCAGUAAAGUCUUGGCUACAAUGGUUUCAGUGCACUAAUGUGUACAGGGUUAAUGAGGACUUGUCUAUAAAAUGCAAUCGAAACUGCCAAAAUGUAUUUCGGACAAAAAGGCGUGCGUUUCGGUUGUUUACGCAAUUUCAAAGUUGAUUGAAGCUCUGGAAAGUAAAAAUUUUAAUAGAAGCCAUAGCCUAAACAUAGAUUUAUUUUGACUUCCACCCCUAUAUGUGUGUAAUGCUUGUGUUAUGCAUUGUUACGUGUAGGCAGUAACGGUUUGUGGCGAACACGAAUUAGCCAGUCUCUGGGCCUCGCAAGUGGAGAAUUCUGUUGGCCAGACGAACCUCAAUGCAAACCGUUAAAGUGAUAGCUCGCACAGAAACCGAAUUAACUUUAAUGGAGAGGAUAAACUGUGUGGGGGGGGGGGGGGGGCAUUAACUCGUCAAUGUUACUAUAUCAAUUUGUUAACUUAGUGGGUCCUAUAAGCAAGUCAAUGCAAUUUGUGCUCUACAUGUGCAUGGCAACGAAGCAGCCUUCACAUUGGCCUAGCCCAGGGGUCGGCAACCAAAAUAACAAGAAGAGCCAUUUCUUUCCAAUUCGGUACAAAAUUCAGUAUUUCAAGAGCCGCAAUGCAUCUGAGUACAUACUGUACAUACGUACAUAUCGUCAAGAAGCAGCCCGUAAAGAGCCGCAUGCGGCUCCGCAGCC